Ambispora gerdemannii is the source of this 333-nucleotide messenger RNA. Lineage: Eukaryota; Fungi; Glomeromycota; Glomeromycetes; Archaeosporales; Ambisporaceae. The record is from the annotation of a GenBank genome assembly.
AUGGGAUGCUUCCGUGAUGAUUUGGAGAGAGAUAUACGAUUAUAUCGUGAAGGGAUAAAAAGGAAUGAAGAUACCAGAAAAUAUCAUAAAUUUUUAACAGAUAGGGAAAGGCUAGUCGGUGAAGAGUUAUUACGUCGCAGUAUACUAAAGAGUGGUUUAAGUAUUGCAUGGCUUGAUAAUCUUAUGGAAGAAUGGGAAAAAAUUCACACUCAAUUUAGAGAUUCUUCAGUGCUUGCACAGCAGUUAACUCUAGGUCUAAGAGAUGUAACGGCUUCCAGUUUCGAAUGGAGUGAUCCACUCGCCAACCAGAUAAUUGAUGAUAGUUCGGAUCUA